Molecule: messenger RNA, 1009 nt
Organism: Cladophialophora psammophila CBS 110553
Lineage: Eukaryota; Fungi; Ascomycota; Eurotiomycetes; Chaetothyriales; Herpotrichiellaceae
Exons: 1
Coding region: 632-1009 (125 amino acids)
Source: RefSeq, a predicted model, not a curated record
CCCUUUGUUUCAGUGCUUCACUGCGCAACUACAUGUUUCGAAGAUCUUAAGGUAUACUGGGGGUACGACAUCAAGGUGCCCAUGUCCCGGCCCGACAUGAAAUCUCUUGAAAUCGGCAAAACGAAUGUCUCUUCCGAGCUUCGAUUCGCAAGAAUUCCAGAAGUUACUCUACAAGUUUGUGGGAAUUGAAACGUCCUCGUUGGCUAGCUCAUCCAGGCACCUUUCUCUACUUGCGACCUACUCUCAUCGCUACAAGUGAGAGCAUAGGAGCUUCAAUGCCCACAGAAGCACUGAUGUUUGUUGUUUCUGCCUUGUUUCCAGCUCUUUACAAACAGUCACCCGUCUCUGAAGCACGUCCAGAGCGGAAGACGAGUCUCUACCCUCACUUCCACCCACCAUACAUGACAUGGCAUGAGAUUACGAGCAUGCAACAAGGACGUUGUUCGUGCGUCCCGCGGGGGGGGGGGGCCUUUGGACACGCCAAGGUCGGGGGGCAAACUAUGGACCAAGGAUAUGGCCUGCUUCAGAGCCGAAAUAGCCGACUUCUGACCGGAUUCCCUGGCUCGUUGGCCAAGAAACAUAUGUAUCCGAGGCUGGUGGGAGCAAUUUCUUCGUCACAUGGCAGAGUGAGAUGGGAGAUCUCGAACUUGUGACUGGUCCUACAACGAUCGAAACCAUUUUCGAAGGCGUGACGAGGAUUAGCGUCCUUGAUUUGGUUCGAGGCGAUUUAGAGAGAUCAAACUCUAUGAGAGAGAUUUUACAAUUCAUGCGGUAUUGUAUGCGCAACAAAAUGGGCGAGUCUUGGAAGCAUUGGGGACAGGCAUUGAAUAUUUUAUUGCGCCCAUGCAAGGAUAUCCGUUUUGAAGAUGCGGAUAUUGUCCUGAUACAGGCUCGAGGAGUCGAACCCACAUGUAACAAUGCGAUUAGAGGCAUGUUGGAAGAUAUCAUGCGUGGUAACACUCGGCAUGAGCGGGCAGUUAUCGUGAAAGAGAUCGAACUUGAAAAUUGA